GUUGUCAUUAUGUCAUGAUAUUUGGUAGUUUCUAGUAGACACUUUCAACAAUAGUCGGCCGCCGCAAUGUCGGCGGUCGUGGACGCUGUCUUCGGCUCGUACGACGUCAAGAACACCAAGCAGUGGCGCGAUGAGGACCUGUUGUACCGUGAGCAGCAGAAACAGUGGCGCGAGGACGCCAUCCGUCGUGAGACCGAGUGGCGGCGUGCCGAUCUGGAACGCGAGCGGCGCGUGGCCAAACUUGAGUCGGAGAAGCGGCUGAUCGACGCGCGUCACCAGCAACUGCAGACUGUAUCGCAGCUGUCGGCCAUGAUGGCCUUCUUCUCCAUCAUGUUCAUCCAGGAGAUCAAGUCGCUGCAGAGCGACACAAGCCAGCCAUUGCUCAUCAUUUACGGAACUGUUGGCGUGCUCGAGUUCCUGUGUAUGCUGCUGUGCACUUUGACAUGCACGUUGCUGCUAUUGGCGCUCACGAGAUUCGUGACCCACACGCUGGAUGGGGAGGUGCGGCAACUCUCGGAUCGGGAGCUGGACACGGUCUCGCCAUUUACCGACUGGUGGACGAUCAAGUGCGAGCAGGAGUGGCUACUCGCGUAUCAAUUGUUCAGGACAGGCGCGUCCUUCUUCUUGGUGGCCGUCGGCUUGGUCAGCUGGAUCGUGUUCGUCAGAUCCACAGUCGCGUCCGUUGUGGUCUCAGUACUCUGCGUGUGCGGUCUGCUGUACUACAACCUGCGGAUCGCCAGUCGGUGGAGAUAUCUCGUCAAACCAUCAAGCAGCAGACGCAUGAGUGUCCCGUUGCCGUAGCCGCUGAUCCAAAUAUUUAUCGAGGAAACAAAGAAGACCCAGUUUGAUGAACAUGGCACUUGUUGACGUCGUUUAUGGGUUCUCUAUGUACUAACGCUCACGUGCACAAGAGUUCGAGGCUCUCGCUUACUUCUUGUUGUUGAUCUGGCAUCUGUGGUCGCAGUUGUGGGCGCGUGCACCGCAAUUUCUCGCCAGGAACAGUGUGCUACCAAAAAGAGAUCCCGCCGUGAUCGAGCAGUCUGCGAUGGGACCCGUGACCACCACGGGGUGUAGCGAAUGCCGCAGCGUGUAGAAGGCAAAGCCACCCUGACGGCACUUGAGCGAUGCGAAGGAGUGGGUCGGCGGCAGAGCCUCCACCCGCACCGAGAUCUUGCCCGUGGCAGCGUCGAUGUAUGACAUUUGACGCAGCUGCAGUGCCUGUUUCGGGUCUGCUACAGUCUUGGCGAUCUGCUGCUUCAACGGCUCGCUGGCCUUCACGAGGUGCUCCAAUAGAUAAUCGUAGCUCCAGGCUCCGACCUCGUCCUGACUGCCAGCAACCGUGGCGCUGGGAUCCCAGGGACUCUCAAUGUUGGCGUCCUUCAUCUCGAUGUCGUAGCCCAUCUCGCGAGCGAUCAUAAUGGCCUUCUUGGCACUACGUACGCCCAUGACGUCGUCCACGAUAUCACGCACGCUGAACUCGUUCUUGUACUGAUCCAUAAGGUCCUUCAUAAUAGCUCCAAGAUCAGCCUCCGCCGGCUCCGGUAGUGCGAACACAGCGUCGAAAACAGCGUGCAAGAAGCGGCUUCCCGAGUAUUCCACCCGCUGGAUAUCGUCGCCUGUCUGGAUGAAGUUUUGGAUGGUGUUGAAAAUGGGCACACCAAUAGCCAGCGUUGCCUCCGGAUCGUACGUUAGUUCGUUCUGAAUCGCCAUCUCCUGCAUGGCGUUGUGCUGCUCCGUCGAGGCCGACGACACGUUAAUGUUCGACGUCAUGACGUGCACCUUGCGCGCCAGCCACUGCGGGUACAAGUCCUUGACGUGAUGUGAGCUGUUGGAAACGUCAACGAUGAGCCAGUGUGGCAAAUGGUCUGCGCAGACGUGAUCUAGGAACUUGUUCCGGUCGAACGGCACGAAUUCGUCCUGCCGGGCUGCCAAGGCUUCUUCGGUGAUGUCACCGUCGACGUCCAGCAGCAUCUGCGAGGUGAUGUGUGUGCCGAUAGCACGCACACGGAUGUCCACGUUGAAGCGCUGCUUCAGGUACUCGCGUUGCUGAUGGUACUGCUUCAGUAGAGCCACACCGAUGCUGUUGGUCUCGUCUUCAUCGAACUCGAGACCCAUUAGACCGAUGGAAAGGGUCUGGUCCGACAGGAAGAACGACGAGUGUACAGCACGCAGCGCAGCGGCCGAGUCCUUGUAGUGUACCACAGCCGAGAUAUUACGCUCCGAGGAUCCCUGUGAGAUAGCCAACACGUUGAUCUUUGCACGGCCUAGAGCACCGAAGAAACGGGCGCAGACACCGGGAGUCUGGUUCAUCUGAUCACCUACAGCAGCAAUGAUACUGAUAGGCGCAAUGUACUCGGUCUUGUCGAUGUGUCCGACGUGGAUCUCCUUGAAGAAAGUCUCGUUAAUCACCUCCUUGGCGACUUCGGCGCAGUCCAUGGGCACAGCGAAGCAGAUCGAGUGCUCCGAACUGGCCUGCGCAAUGAGCACAACGUUCACCUUGACGCGGUCCAGCGCGCUGAAUAGCCGUGAAGACGUGCCGUGCACACCGACCAUGCCACUGCCUUCAAUGUUAAACAGUGCCAAGUCAUCUACAGUGGAGAAUCCGCUCACAAUGUUGCGAGCUGUGGGAGUUCCGUUCGACAUGGUGCGCUUGAGCUCCACCUUCUUGCGGUCUGAGAUCUUCGUGCCCGGGUGUUCAGGCUCAAAUGUAUUUCGGAUGUAGAUAGGAAUGUCCUCCACGAUGGCAGGCGCCAUAGUCUUCGGGUGGAUGACCUUGGCACCGAAGUACGCAAGCUCCAUGGCCUCCUGGUACGAGAUCUCGGGCAGAAUCUGAGACUCUGGCACACGUCGUGGGUCAGCGCUUAAUACACCGCUCACAUCCGUCCAAAUCGUGACGCUGCUGGCGUGUAGCACACGACCACAGAUCGAGGCUGUGAAGUCGCUACCGUCACGCUUGAGUGUGGUCAUGACGCCCUCGACGGUGCUGCAGAUAAAACCAGUGAUGACCACGUGCGUGAGCUCAUCGCCCUCUCCGUUCUUCAGGAUCGCAUUAAGCUUCUGUUCUGACAGAUCGUACUGCACCACCGGACCGUGCUCGUUGUCCGGCUCGACUGUCAGGAAGUCGCGGGCAUCCACGAACUGGAAACGGUGUUUUUUGCCGUCGUCCUGCAUCUUCUGGCUUAGUACAGCUGUGAGGAUCUUGGCCGACCAGAUCUCACCGUGACCUGAGAUGAACUCCACCACGUUCUCGUUGUACGCCUGCAUGAUGGAGAUGGAGCGCAGCAGCUCCGAGACGGACUGAAGGUCGCGCUCGAUGGCCUUUUCGAUGGGCUCACCCACCUCAGCAGGAAGAAGUGUGCUCACCACGUCGUGGUGUUUCUUACGGAGCGUGGCCAGGAUUUCGUCGCAUUCGGCCGUGCGGCGCUGCUUGGCCAGUUCGAGCAGCGAGAUAAGCAGGUCCGUGACCUUGGGUUUGCCACCGAUGGCCGACACCACCACAGCCAUGCGCGGGGCCUCAUUACCCGACACGAUGUCCGCCACCUUGGCGAAGCAGUCGGCGCUGCCCACGGACGUGCCGCCGAAUUUGUGCACCACGAACUUGUCUGCCAUCGUCACCACUUGUCCUCUGCUCCUUGGAGCUUUUCGCGUAAUGAUUGGGCGCGGCGGCUGAAGCAGGAUUGACUGACGUUGUGUAUUCUUCAUAGUUUAUAUGGAUGGUAAACAAAAAUGCAUAGAAAUAUACCUGUGAGAAUGCAUAACUGC
This is a messenger RNA of Phytophthora nicotianae INRA-310, 3762 nucleotides long. RefSeq lists its product as hypothetical. Bases 67 to 801 code for a protein of 244 amino acids. NCBI's taxonomy places the organism in Eukaryota, Oomycota, Peronosporomycetes, Peronosporales, Peronosporaceae. The transcript has a single exon. The record is from RefSeq and is a predicted model, not a curated record.